This is a messenger RNA of Columba livia (rock pigeon), 3155 nucleotides long. RefSeq names its product tumor suppressor 2, mitochondrial calcium regulator (gene TUSC2). Lineage: Eukaryota; Metazoa; Chordata; Aves; Columbiformes; Columbidae. The record is from RefSeq and is a predicted model, not a curated record. Gene Ontology annotation, cellular component: mitochondrion. The transcript has 3 exons. Gene Ontology annotation, biological process: inflammatory response; regulation of mitochondrial membrane potential. The coding region runs from base 129 to 467 and encodes 112 amino acids.
GGGUCACGUGGGGGGCCAUCGCGGGCGCCGGAAGUGUCGCCGCGCCGCACGCAGGGAGGCGCUCGGUCGGGGCGGCUCCGGGCCGCUUCCUCCGCCCCGGCCCCGCUCCCGCCGCCCCCGCCGCUGCCAUGGGCGCCAGCGGCUCCAAGUCGCGGGGGCUGUGGCCCUUCGCCUCCCCGGCGGCGGGCGGCGGCGGCGCCGAGGGCUCCGGCGGGCAGCAGGCCCUGGCCCGGGCGCGGGCCGCGCGCGCCGCCACCCCCUUCGUGUUCACACGGCGCGGCUCCAUGUACUAUGAUGAGGAUGGAGAUCUCGCCCACGAGUUCUAUGAGGAGACAAUCGUUACCAAGAAUGGGAGGAAGCGCGCCAAGCUGAAGAGGAUCCACAAGAACCUGAUACCUCAGGGCAUUGUGAAACUAGAGCACCCUCGCAUUCACGUGGAUUUCCCAGUGAUCAUCUGUGAGGUGUGAGGCGCCAGACGUUGCUGCUUGUGGGUGGGAGGCCCUGCCCCACCAGCCCCAGUCGUAUUCCCGCCCAAGGAGGACUCUGGGCGUGCAGCGGGGACGGCGGCUCUCCCCUUGCCCGGAGGUGAGGCAGGACGGAGCAGACCAGGCUGGGCCUGGCUAGUGCUCCUUGCAGGAGAUGGGUGACCUUGUGCAGCGACUGCUUAAAAACAUCCUCGCUUGAGUCAGAAGACUAAAAUACUUAUUGUAGCCUCUAGCUGAUGUUUGAUGGGUAACUGGAACUGCAAAUGAGCUGCUGUGAUUGAGCUGUUAAAGAGAGAGCGAGCCUGCACUUCUCACCAGAGGAAAUCCCCGCUUCUCAGGUAUGCGGCCCAAGGAGAGCCAGGGCAUGGUACCACGCUGCCCAGGGCCCCGAGACCCCUGGGGCCCUGUGGUUUGAUGGCCAGUGGUGGGGUGUGUUGCUUGACACGGGUGUUACGUGAUGCUCCCUGGGGCAGGUCUGUUGAUGGAGGAUGAAGGCUGAGAAGGGCGGGUUUGAAGCACAUUCACCUGGCUGCUGCGCUCCCCGGGAAAGGGGACGGGGAUCAGAUGCCGCUAUCUUGAACCUCAGUCCCUUCCCCCUGUACGUUUCCCUGCUUAUGGUGGCUCUGGGGAGUUUGGCUUCACUGCUGCCUGCAGCCCCUCUGCCUGCAGGAGAUCUCUGUGGUCUGUGGCUGCUGCUGGUGGCAGCGAGGUCCCCAGCUCUGCAGUGGACUCACCUCCCCCAUUAGCAAGCUGGUUCCUGCCGAGCACUGCCCCUCACCCGCUGCGGGGCUGGGCUGCUGGGCAAGGCGCCUCACCCCCGUCCUCACCCCCUGCUCUCGUCCUGAACUUACCUCCCGGUGGGGUGGGCCUUGACAGAGCCGAACAGGAAGGAAAUAAUCUCUUCCUUCCCUGUCCCCCAAAAACAAUCGGUCGGUGUGCCUGCCCUGGUUUGGAAAUCUCCCUGGCGAUGUGAACUACAGUUCCUCCCGCGUCCCAGCUGGCAGCAGGAGGAAAAACGUGAUGCACUUUAAAGGGAGGCUUUCUGCUCAGUCUCUGAAGGUCCUGCUCUUUUCUCCUCUUUCCUCCUGCUUGAGAAGGUUGAGGUUGCUGUGGCAGCACCAAAAACCUCUCACCCUUGCGCACGGACCCCGGGCUCUCGAGCCAGCUGCUGCAGGGUCGGGGAAAGGCCUGCCCCAUGCUGCCCUGCCCUGGCGCUAGGAGCCACUGCCGCCCUGCUUGGCUGCCUUGGGGUGGGUGGGUGGCAGAGGACCGGCCAUGGGGCAGCAGGCACAGCUUUAUCCUGGGUCAGAGCCUGCUCCCUGCAGCAGCCAGCUCGGCUUUCCUCCUCUUUCGUCCCAGAACUUAUUUACUUUCUAAGCACUUCAGACGUUCGCUACCUCGAUUUUUAAUUUAAGCCGCUGGUACUUGGCCGCCAGCCCUGUCGGCGUCUCUGUUGGAUGUAUCCAUCCCCACGCCCACUGAGAGCUGCCCGGGCGUGGGGCCACAUUCCCAGCUCCGGGGAGAUAACAGCGGCGUGGCUGUUGCUGUCUUCCUGUCACCACCUCUUCCCUCCAUAUCCCCCCACCCGCUGUUCCCAUUGACCGGAGCAAGCACGGAAGGCAAAGCAUGGAGGGCGAAGUGGGUGUGCUGGCUGCUGCCAGGCAGGGAAGCAGAGCUCUGUUGGGGAGCUCAUCUACACUGUGAUGCUGGGCACUUCUUUUGACAUCUUUUGUUCUCCUGCUUUCUUGAAAGAGUCUUGUCUUAACCCAGUACCCCACUGAAGUGUUUCUUGUUCGCACCACCUGCUCUUGAGUUUCUCCCGGUCCGGAUCUCACUGGGAAGGGCAUCCCUAGGGCUCUGGAGAAGAGCAGGAGCUGCUGUCUCCAGCAAGAGGAGAUAAAGCUGUGGCUGGGCUGUCUGAGGGUGCAGGCAGCUGCACAGAACCCACCUCGGGUACAGGGGAAGGCAGAGAAGGAGUGGGGAUGGGGCUGGUGCUGUUUGCCUGCCCUGAUAGGAGCCCCUUGCCUGGAUACCGGCCAAAAACUGGCUGAGAAGGCAGGGCCUGAGCCCCAGGCGGGGCAGAAACUGAGACAGGCUUAGCGAGGAUGCUUUUGUCCUCCCUGGCAGGCUGCCCACCCUUCCCCCAGGGUGUCAAACAUGCUUCCCCCAAAAAAACACUCCUUCUCCCACCCCACCGUGUCACCGGAGUGGCAGCAACCCUUCCCAGGCUGCCAACAAGCUGCGUCCUGCCCCACUUCUUCCCAGGCUGGUCCCCCGAGCUGCCAGCCCCCCCGGGCACCCUCCCCUCCGCCAGCCUCCAGCCCUCCUGUGGCAGUAGGGCCUUGGGAGCAGCUGGAGUGAUCUUAAAAAUGUGAAGGUCGCUGUAAAUAGUAUCUGUGUCCACUGUGGUGUUGGAGCAAGAAAAAAAAGGGAAGUUUUCCUUUCAGUUCUUUUUUUUUUUCUUUUUUACGAUUUCUGUGCAACGUUGUGCUUUCCCAUGUGGAUGUGUAGCCGAACCGUACUCACCAACACUAGGCUCCUUGCUCCUUUAGUGUGUGGGUAGGACCUGUGGGUUUGGGAAACAUACACUAUUUAUGGUCCUUCCUCUGCUUCCCAGUGCAUCUGUCCACCUUUGUUAAAUUUCAAUAAAAUUAUUUGUAGACCCUGCAA